Molecule: messenger RNA, 1144 nt
Organism: Cucumis sativus (cucumber)
Lineage: Eukaryota; Viridiplantae; Streptophyta; Magnoliopsida; Cucurbitales; Cucurbitaceae
Gene: PIP1-2
Product: probable aquaporin PIP1-4-like
Exons: 3
Coding region: 1-879 (292 amino acids)
Biological process (GO): response to water deprivation; transmembrane transport
Cellular component (GO): plasmodesma; vacuole; plasma membrane
Molecular function (GO): water channel activity
Source: RefSeq, marked provisional
AUGGAAGGGAAGGAGGAAGAUGUUAGACUUGGAGCUAACAAGUUCAACGAGAGACAGCCCAUUGGAACGGCGGCACAGAGUCAAGAUGACGCUAAGGACUACAAGGAGCCACCACCGGCGCCUUUGUUUGAGCCGGAGGAGCUCACUUCGUGGUCCUUUUACAGAGCUGGAAUUGCCGAGUUUUUCGCUACUUUCCUCUUCCUCUACAUCACCGUUUUGACCGUCAUGGGUGUCGUCCGGUCCAAGAGUAUUGAGGGGAACACGUGUAAGACCGUCGGAAUUCAGGGGAUUGCUUGGGCUUUCGGCGGUAUGAUUUUUGCUUUGGUUUACUGUACUGCUGGAAUUUCCGGUGGCCACAUUAACCCGGCGGUGACUUUCGGGCUGUUUCUGGCGAGGAAGCUGUCCUUGACUAGGGCCGUUUUCUACAUAGUGAUGCAGUGCCUUGGUGCCAUCUGCGGUGCCGGCGUGGUGAAAGGGUUCCAACCCAAGCCCUACGACGCCCUUGGCGGCGGAGCUAACAUGGUGGCCAAGGGAUACACCAAAGGGGAUGGCCUUGGCGCUGAGAUCGUGGGUACUUUCAUCCUUGUUUACACCGUCUUCUCCGCCACUGAUGCUAAACGUAGCGCCAGAGAUUCACAUGUUCCGAUAUUGGCACCAUUACCCAUCGGAUUUGCAGUGUUCUUAGUUCACUUAGCCACCAUUCCGAUCACGGGCACCGGCAUCAACCCAGCGAGGAGCUUGGGAGCGGCCAUUAUUUACAACCACGACGAAGCAUGGGAUGAUCACUGGAUAUUCUGGGUGGGACCUUUCAUCGGCGCUGCUCUUGCAGCUCUGUACCACCAAGUUGUAAUCAGAGCCAUCCCUUUCAAGUCCAAGUGAAAAUCUUAUCUAAAUCCAUGAUGCUUCUUCAAUCCAUCACAGCCGUCGGAUCCCAAAAAGAAGGCUGUUUUCCCCUUUUGUGUUGUAAUUUUUUUUAGUUUUAUGGUAUUUAAAAUUCCAACUUUGGGACCCAAGUUGUAAGGGAGUGCAGUGUUAUCUGUAAUUAUAUGUGUGGCUAUGAAGCUUUGUAUGGUUAAUUUCCCAGAAAAAAACAAACGAAAAAAGAAUUGAAAUAAUGAUACCCACUCUCCUUUUUACCUGCUUU